Molecule: messenger RNA, 3709 nt
Organism: Struthio camelus australis
Lineage: Eukaryota; Metazoa; Chordata; Aves; Struthioniformes; Struthionidae
Source: RefSeq, a predicted model, not a curated record
UUCUUAUCAUAGCCAUUUGAGGGACCUUCAUAUUCAACAGCUAGUGCAGCUUUUACCAUUUCUGAUGGUCUACUACAAUUUUUUUUUUUCUUUCCUCAUUGAUUAAAAGCUUUCAAGGUGUGGUCUUCUGGUGGAAAAAUCUCCAGGAAAAACAAUAUUCUAUAAUUAGACAUAGACACAACUUAUAUUGGUCAGGAGUUUUAACUGUUACCUUUGGACUAACUCUACUCUUUUAAAUUCUCCUAGAUCUCGUCGACAACUUUUACUGAAGUAUUUUCAAAGAAGAAGGGAUUUUCUCAUAGCAUAAACAUUACACUGAAAAAAGUUCAUCUUUUUGAGGGAAAAUGUUAAUCGAAAAUCUCAACAACUUCUAAAAAAUAGUGAAAUGUUCUCCUUUCUCGAGAUUUUUCAAGGAAAUGAGUUAUUUCCUGACCAGCUGUUCCAAUUCCUUCUCUUUUCAAAGGAAGUUUAUUUGAUCUAGACUUUGGCUGUGAUUCAAUGCUGAUUUUAAAAAGGAAAGUGAGGUAUUAUGGCUACAGUAUCACUGAGCCCACCUGUACAAAUAUCACCUGGAGGGACUCCCAUUCUCCCUCAAACCAUCAGAAGUGCUCAAAGGUAAUGAGAUUUAUUUCUCUAAGCUGCUAAGAAGAUACUGGUUUCCUCCUUUUUUGGCUCCAGAGCCCUUUAGGUACACUCAUUUCCUGUUUUCUAGUAUUUCCCUGUCGCCACAUGGUCUAAUCUCUUGCCAUUUUUAGCAGAGUUUUCUGGGGGAAACUAGGCUCACAUGAAUCUGUUUCUCUGAAUCUCCAUGAACCAACCACACUUCAGUAAUUUUUUUUGCUCUUUGUUUCGUGGUUAUUUGAUUUCCUAUAAUUUUUCCAAAAAUAGUCAGUAGUGCAGGAAAGGAGAGAUAAUAAGACUGAUGUUUAAACAUAAUCAUUACUAGUGUCAGAGAAUCCACACAGCCUUGAGCCACAGAUCUGCGGGAAGACAAAUUUUGUUGGUUUGCUGUUUGGUGAACUACUUGGCUUCCAGGGGAAAGCUGAGAUUCUUGUACGUCAAGGAGAUGGGCAGGCACAAAAUAUAGCAAGAUGAGCGCUAACCUUGCAAGAGCUAAGGUUACUCUGGUCUGUAAUGGCUCAAGGCCCUGGUGCAGAGCUCUUGCCAUCCUCUAAAAUUCUCUUGUGUGCUACAGUAUGUUGGGAAUCAGGCUUUCCCAGCAGCCUGGUUUAUUCUCAGCCCAUGCUAGGUUGCAGAGUCCUUUGUUGUUAUUUGUCCUUUUCUUCUCCUCCCCAGUUAUUUUAUCAUCUGGUCUUCCUUUUAUGGUGCCUACAAUAGAAUGUUUGCAUGCCUUGGUUUCUGUCUUCGGGUAGAGAGGGAAGCCAGACAGAGGCAGGAACGGGUUUGUAACAUAAGAAAUACAUUCCCAAACUGACUUCAGUAGGUGACAUCCUUCGGGUGGGAUCACCACUUGCAACAUGCCUUUUCAAGAUCCACAUCAAUGGGAGGCAGCUUUAUUUACAUCUCAGCAAGGCCCAUAUCAGAUAUUCCUAUUAUAUUAGGUGCAACGCACCUGAUUAAAUCAGUCCUUGGCUUCUUGAGGGUUUUGUUUCCAAGGGUGAGCUGACCUGAGGUAUCUCCAAACAAUGACGCAGUCGCAAAACGUUGUGUUGACCUCUGCACUGCCUCGCAGAUGAUAUGGACCUGUCAUAGCCAGAGGGAUCGGACUGCCCCAGUCCAGGGCAAUUGUCCUCACCCUCACGUCACAGCUGCAGCUGGGCCCCAGUGGAGGGUGAACAGGGAGCGUGAUGGGUGAACGCACCAGGCCCUGGAGCGUGACAUCAGGAAUGACGGGGAUUUGCUUCAGGAAACUCAGUGUCUUUAACAUCCCUGAAUGUCCAAGGCCAAUGUCUGAUAGCAUGACAGCUGACGGCAUAGGCCUGAGGUUGCACAUGUGGAUUCUUGAAGAUCAGAAGCUGCUUCUUGAGCAGGGAGUUGGCUGAAGGUGUGUGAAUGUCUCUCCACCUUGGCUCCACAGUGUUUUCCCUCUGCAGAGGGGCUGGGGUGGGAGCCGGCAUGGGCCAGAUGAGGAGGACGGCCCUGUCCAGUCCUGUGGGGAGUGUGGUGCACAAGCACAGGCACAUUUUUCUCUCCCCAUGCUUGCUUGAGCUACAGCAAGAGAUGCUUGGGCAACUGUCUGAUCUCUGGGCAGUUCUGCUUUGUGGGUCCAAGCUUGUGUUUGUCUGUGGUCGCAGGCAAUUUGUCUUGAUUGUAAACAUGGUGGUUUGCCUGCCUCAAUCUGUUUGCCCUGGCUGUGCCUAGUCUUGAAAGUUGGAUAAUGUCAGAGCAGAAGGGAAGGUUUCUGUUACUAUCUCCCUUGUAUCUGUGUCCCAGCACAUCCCUGCUGCUACAUAAAUCCUUCAGCCAACACUAUAUGGCAGGAAAAGGGAUUCCUGUUCCCAAUAAUCUUGGAGGGGUGCUACUCUUCCUUUCACAGGGAAGAGCUGUUUCAUACAGCAUGUAUGUGAAAAUCUGAAUGCUUAUGAUGUUUUUAGAUGUUACUUCUGGGACUCAAAUAUUGAGAAGCAGACCAGAAAUUAAAUGUAUGGAUAUGUAAUUAACCAAGUAUUUUCCCCUCUCUCCCGUCACGGCAGCAGAAUUUUUUGAUGAUUAUUCAGAGGGGCGAGAAUGUGUCAACUGUGGGGCCAUGUCCACCCCACUCUGGAGGAGAGAUGGCACAGGGCACUACCUCUGCAACGCUUGUGGCCUCUACCACAAGAUGAACGGCAUCAACCGGCCCUUGUUCAAACCUCAGAGGAGGCUGUCAGCUUCCCGCCGCGUUGGCCUCUCUUGUGCCAAUUGCCACACAACAACAACCACGCUCUGGCGCAGAAACGCCGAGGGAGAACCUGUCUGUAAUGCCUGCGGACUCUACAUGAAGCUGCAUGGGGUUCCAAGGCCUUUAGCAAUGAGAAAAGAAGGCAUUCAAACGAGGAAGCGUAAGCCAAAGAACCUAAACAAAUCAAAGACACCAGCAGGCCCAUCCAGCAGCGAGAGUCUUACCCCAACCACCAGCUCCACCAGUAGCAGCAGCAGUGCCACGACCACUGAGGAAAUGCGCCCCAUAAAAACGGAACCGGGGCUCUCAUCUCAUUAUGGGCACCCCAGCCCAAUUUCUCAGGCAUUCUCGGUCUCUGCUAUGUCUGGACAUGGAUCUUCUAUUCAUCCUGCGAUUUCAGCCCUGAAGCUUUCCCCGCAGGCUUACCAGUCAGCCAUCAGCCAGUCUCCACAGACCGGCUCCAAACAGGACUCCUGGAACAGCCUGGUCUUAGCUGAAAACCAUGGGGACAUCAUAACUGCAUAAGCUGGUCUUCCACCCACGGACUUUGGGCUGAUCUGCUUGAGAGACAAAGAAGAUGACACGUAAUAAUCAAGUCAAUGUUGUUUCCUGCCCCCUCCUGCUCUCCUGACUUCCCUCCCCUUGUGAGAUGUUCCAGGAAAGAGGUAAAGAGGACUUCUCGGAGGUGUAGGAGAGCUCUUACAAAACAGAGAAGACUCAAAUCUCAGAGUAACUAAUGGAACUGAAACAUUUUUUCCCCUUUAAACAGUUGUCUCAUUUGACUGUCACCACCUCCUAAGAAAUAGUCAGAAGCAAAGAUGUACAGUUGUUGAGUUUUGUUUAAUAAACAUCUGGCAUUGACGAUUCAGA